Molecule: messenger RNA, 2421 nt
Organism: Anopheles cruzii
Lineage: Eukaryota; Metazoa; Arthropoda; Insecta; Diptera; Culicidae
Gene: Ctr1A
Product: high affinity copper uptake protein 1
Exons: 5
Coding region: 303-1100 (265 amino acids)
Biological process (GO): copper ion transmembrane transport
Cellular component (GO): membrane
Molecular function (GO): copper ion transmembrane transporter activity
Source: RefSeq, a predicted model, not a curated record
CGGGCGCGGUGUUUAUGGUGUUGUGCACAGCAAACAACGUACAGUUUCCUGGGUGGACGUCCGAUUGGCGCAAUAUGGUGGCCACUGAUAACAGCAGCUGCUAUCGGUGAUUUCGGUGCACUUUGGUGGAAUCGAAUCGUGAACGUCAGCUCUCAACACGCCGAAAGGAAACCCCCCGCGUUAGCGAACGAAAAGUGACACUGUGAAAGUGGGUGAAUCCGGAGAAGUUUUCGCACCAAAUUUGCGCGCCCCGUCGGGUACGAUUCGGAAAGCGUUCAGAGCGUCCAGAGCGUUGACAUACGAUGGCUACACACAUGGACCACUCGGAGCAUCACGAUUACUCGCGCUUUGCCAAUAUGUCCGGCCCGGGGACGGGGGCUGGCCAUGGUGGCCACGGCCAGGUCGAUCACAGUGCGCACGAUCACCCGAUGGCAGCGCCCGGGGGCCACGGUGGGCACGGUGAUCAUCACGGGCACGGCGGUGCCGGCGGUGACGGAGUCUCCGGAAUGGUUCACCACAUGAUGUCGAUGUCGUUUCACGGUGGCUACGAUGAAACGAUCUUGUUCGAACAGUGGAAAAUCGAUAGUCUCGGCGGGUUGCUGUGGUCAAUGUUGGCCAUCUUCGUAAUGGCCGCCCUGUACGAGGGGCUCAAGUACUACCGGGAGCAUCUAUUCUGGCGGACGUACAACGCCCUCCAGUACCGGCCAGUGACGGUGACGGAAAAGAGCAACGGCAACGGUGUGUCGGGAGCAUCCGGCGUCGAACGUGGCGGCGGUGGCUCGGCGGACGGCCUGAGCGUCCUGCCGUCGGCCAGUGGUGGUGGUGGCGGUGGCAGUGUGCUGAACGAGGACAGCACCCGCGUCGUGCAUAUGGUCGGUGAGGUGAUCCACAGGCAACCGCCGACGAUGCUGUCGUUUAUGCAUCUCUACCAAACGCUACUGCACAUCGUGCAGGUCACGCUGAGCUUCCUCCUGAUGCUGAUCUUUAUGACGUACAACACGUGGCUCUGCCUGGCGGUGGUGCUCGGAGCAGCCCUUGGCUACUUCCUGUUCGGUUGGAAAAAAUCAGUCAUCGUAGACGUCACCGAACACUGUCACUAAAGUACGCGUAAACAGGGAAACGCGUAUCCUCCGUUCAGUCCCUACGGCUCAUCGGGUGGACCUGUUGCGCGCGACAUCGACCCGUUAUUGUUAGGCGACUCGCUCAGUCGACACGGUUAUGCCCCAGCGGAAUAGGGAUUGAGUGAUAAGAUGAUAGAUCGUUAGGUUUUCACCGUGCAAUGUAGAGAACAGAGCGUACAGAAAGGUUUAUGAAUCUGCACGGUGAUUAGAGUAAAAUGCGCGGAAUAAUGACAUGGAAACACUUGCUUCGGGCGAGUCCACCACUUCCGAAUGCCCACGAACAAAGCCACGUUCUGCACCUAUCAUCGAGUACUGCUUGACCGCCAAACGGGCCGGCCUCAAACGAUGUGAUUUGCUAUGCUCAACAAAGAGAAAGUGUAUAGUGAAAAUAUUAUGGUUUCUCGAUUUCGGUUGCGACAAGAAUAGCAAGAAAACAUACAUUUUGUAAAUACAUAAUCGAAACAAGGCUACAGGCGUGUUGUGGGCCCGAACUGUAAUGGCGCGAACGGUCAUCGUGAUGAGCGAGCGGAAGGAAGCAACAGAUAGGAGCAACGGCAUGAAACACAUGCACACAGAAACUAGUAUAUUUGAGCUUUUUAUCGUACCAGUACGAGAGAGUGGAAUGUGUAAAUCAUAUGUAGGAGGAAUUGAAUUGUGGCUGUUGAUGGUUGUUUCACUAGAUGUUUUAAACAUAGAUGGAAAGUGAAACCAUCGCUCUAAAGACACCCGUUGGUCCGGGCUCAUUACUGUGGACUGUACGUGGCGACCGUUGUAACUAUUUGCAGUCCCAUCCUAACCCAUCCUGUGGGUUCCUAAGCUCUUGGGCCAUUGUUUUUGUCGGCAGCGCAGCGUUUCGCUUUUUCGAUUAUGAUUUGAUCAGCCACUUCUUCGCCUUUUUUGUCCGUUGAAAUCCUGAUUUCGAUACAACAUUUACCAUAUUCGUGAAUAUGAAACAAAUUAGAAAACCCGAAAAAGUGUUUAGAAACAAAUGUGCAGUGCUGAGAGCGGCAUAGGGGAAUAGGAUUGCGGAUCAAGCUAAAGUUAGUUAGGGUUAUUAUAUCGAAUGUUCCGUCGAGAAUGGAAAGAUCGCUUUGUUUCGGACGAGCGCUUGGCUGCCGCGUGAAGAUGAUGUGCUCUUGUUUUGCUACGCUCAACUUAUUGGUCAUUUUUGUCUCGUAUGCUUCAUUUUCGCUUUUGUUUUCAUCUAUACCCGUUACCCAUUUAUCUCCUAGAUUAGAUUGUUAGAUUUUAACGAAACGAUAGUGAUUUAUUCUCUUUUUUAUACAAAAUAAAACGAAAA